AUGGAGCUCUCGACUCUGCUGAUCAUCACUGCGCUUUUCAUCGCUUUCCGCAUCUACCAGUCCCGCACCGCCGCCUCAACGCCCAUCAUGUCUCACGGCAAGGUGUCCAACAUUGACAACGAGGUGAUCUUCAAGGCCCUCACUUCCUCCGGCCCCGUCCUCGUCGACUUCUACGCAACCUGGUGCGGCCCCUGCAAGGCCGUUGCCCCCAAGGUCGGCGAAUUCAGUGAGAAGUACGAGAACGUCCGGUUCCUCCAGGUCGAUGUGGAUAAGAUGAGGGGGGUGGCUCAGCAGUUCCAGAUUACUGCCAUGCCUACCUUUGUGAUGAUGAAGGACGGCCAGGAAGUGCAGCGGGUCCGGGGUGCGGACCUCAAGUCCAUCGAUGACUGGCUGCAGAAACAGUAG
This is a messenger RNA of Penicillium cataractarum, 405 nucleotides long. Its product is annotated as thioredoxin family protein. Bases 1 to 405 code for a protein of 134 amino acids. The record is from RefSeq and is a predicted model, not a curated record. The transcript is spliced from 3 exons. Lineage: Eukaryota; Fungi; Ascomycota; Eurotiomycetes; Eurotiales; Aspergillaceae.